AUGCACAGAAGAUCAGCUUCCUCCCAAGGAGGUGGAGUCCGGUCCUGUGGCCCUGAGGACACAGGCACAGGUGCUGAGCAGCUGGGCGGCGGCGGUGGCUACUGGGCAGUAGUGGUGCUGUUUGUCAUCGGGCUCUUCACGGCAGGAGCGUUCAUCCUCUACAAGUUCAAAAGGAAACGGCCGGGCAGGACCGUGUAUGCCCAAAUGCACAAUGAGAAGGAGCAGGAGAUGACCAGCACUGUGAGCCACAGUGAGGACGUCCAGGGCGCUGUCCAGGGUGAGGAGUUUAUAGAUGAUGAUCUCGACUCGCAGACUCUAGGUAACGUCCGCCCCAAACCCACCCCACCCUCCAGCAGGCCACCUCGCUGGGCCACUGUGGCCAGCAAAACGCACAGGACCCCGGUCCAGCAGACCUUGCUGGGUCAGUUGGGCCCACUGUGUCCCUCCGUCUGAUGAGGGGAUGACGCGACCUCUCAGGGCUGCCCCCAGAAAUGAAAUCCAAGACCUGUGGACGCUGAGGGCCCCAUGCCUGGCAAUGACCAAACAGCCCCCGACAGCCCAGUCGAGGCAGGAAAAGGACGGGAAACAGGGCUAGCUUUGAAAGGAAGCCUGACUCUGGCCUCAGGGUGUGGGAGGCCUUUUCCCAGACAGCUGCUCCCUCAGCACUACCAGUCCUCCCCUUCACUGCGGUGGUGAUUUAGGGAACAUCCCACACCUGGACCUGCGGCACCGCACUUUACAGUUUACGAAGCAUUUCCACGGAUGUGAUCAUGCCCAAGACUGUGGCCUUGGUUCAGAGUCCUCAUCCCUA
Molecule: messenger RNA, 811 nt
Organism: Chlorocebus sabaeus (green monkey)
Lineage: Eukaryota; Metazoa; Chordata; Mammalia; Primates; Cercopithecidae
Source: RefSeq, a predicted model, not a curated record